GGGCUAGCUGACAAAUCCAGGAUGAAGCUCCUUUUCGUGGCUGCCUUUGCCCUCGUGGUGCUAUCGACGUUGGACCGGGCCGACUCCUCGGCUUAUGACAAAAUAGUCGCCCACAGUCGCAUCAGGGCGAGAAAAGAGGGACCCAAUGUCUGCGCUCUCCAGCAAGUCAUGGGCACCAAGAAGAAGUACUUCAGCACUUGUCGUAAUUGGUACCGAGGGGCCAUCUGUGGAAAGAAAGCGAUAGUGCUUUACGAGUGUUGCCCUGGGUACAUGAAGAUGGAGGGCUCGCGUGGUUGCCCUGCAGUGGCUCCUAUUGACCAUGUGUAUGGCACCUUGGGUCUGGUGAAGGCCAGCUCCACCCAGAAUUACGCCGAUAUUUCGAAGCUGAGGCCCGAGAUCGAGGGACCUGGGUCUUUCACCCUCUUUUCCCCGAGCAACGACGCCUGGGAGGCAUUGGAUGAGGCGGUGAGGGGUGCACUGGUCAGCAACGUCAACAUUGAGCUGUACAACGCGCUGCAUUACCACAUGGUCAACAAACGCCUCCUAACCAAAGAUCUAAGGAACGGAUUGACUGUCCCCUCCAUGUACAAUGACCUCGGUCUCCUUAUUAACCAUUACUCCAAUGGGAUAGUGACGGUGAACUGCGCCAGGCUUAUCUACGCCAACCAGGUCGCCACCAACGGAGUCGUGCACGUCAUCGACCGUGUGAUCAGCGCCGUCGGAAACACCAUUCAGGACGUGAUCGAGGUUGAUGACGAGCUGACAACUCUGAGCGAUGUGGCUCAUAGCGCCGGCAUGCUGGAGAAGCUGGGCCAGCCAGGACAUUACACUCUCUUUGCCCCGACCAACGAAGCCUUCGCGAGCCUCGGCACCGACGUGCUGGAGAGACUUCAGAGCGACAAGCCGGCCAUCCAAGCUCUUCUGAGCUUCCACCUGCUGGACUCCGUGCAGUGCUCUGAGGGCAUCAUGGCCGGCAGCUCCUACGAGACUCUGGAGGGCAACAGCAUCGAGAUCGGAUGUGACGGUGAAAGUCUGACUGUCAACGGCAUCAAGAUGGUGCUCAAGAAGGACAUCGUCACCACCAACGGUGUCAUCCACCUCAUCGACAAAGUGCUCAUGCCAGACUCAGCCAAGCAGGUGAUGGAACUGGUGGGAAGUUCCCAGUCGACCUUCGGGGAUAUGGUGUCAGAGCUGGGCCUUUCCGCCGCCAUGAGACCUGAGGCAGAGUACACGCUGCUGGCUCCUCUCAACGCCGCCUUCACUGAUGAAGUGAUGUUCAUGGAUCAGAGUGAUCUCAAGGUCAUUCUGGAGAGUCACAUCCUGAAGCAGAAGAUCGGUCUGGGACAGCUGUACAACGGCCAGCGGCUGGAGACCAUCGGGGGGAAGUUCCUGCGAGUCUUCAUCUAUCGCACGGCUGUGUGCAUUGAGAAUUCCUGUCUGAUCAGGGGAAGCAAGGAAGGAAGCAACGGGGCCCUUCAUCUCAUGAGGAUUUUUUUGAAGCCGGCGCAAAAAUCCAUGUUUGAGAUUCUGACAGAAAAAGGAGGGUUCAGGAUCUUCUUGUCUCUCAUGGAAACUGCUGGUUUGACCGACCUGCUGCAUCAGGAGGGAGACUUCACUCUGUUCGCCCCGAGCGAUCAGGCCUUCGCUAGUCUGAGCGAGCGGGACAUGUCCAUGUUGAAAGAGGACGUGAACGCUCUGAGAACCAUCCUGCUGUACCACUUCAGCAACGGCGUGUUCAUCGGCGGCGGUUUGGAGACCGGGGUGACGAACCUGCUCAAGUCUCUGCAGGGCAGCAACCUCAGAUUGAUGUUUGCAAACAGCAGCAUUCUCGUGAAUUCUGUCCAAGUCCCCGAGUCUGAUGUCAUGGCUACAAACGGAGUCGUUCACUUCGUCAACCAAGUUUUGUAUCCCGGAGAUAUCCCAGUUGGAAGCCAGGAUUUCAUGAUGCUGUUGAAGAGGCUCAUCACCUACAUGCAAAUCAGGUACAUUUCCGGAUACAAAUAUCAGGAGAUUCCCCUCACAUUCAUGAAGAGGAUCGUCACUCGCGUCAUCCAGGAAGUUCCCCAGGUGACCAAAGUGACGCGGGUCAUCGAAGGCCAGCCCUCCAUCACCAAGGUCACCAGGGUCAUCGAAGGUCAGCCCUCCGUCACCAAGGUCACCAGGGUCAUCGAAGGCCAGGCCACCAGCACCAAGGUCACCAGGGUCAUCGAAGGCCAGCCCUCCAUCACCAAGGUCACCAGGGUCAUCGGAGGCCCUGAGUACUCAGCCAGCAGUGGAACCACCAACAUCGCACUAGAAGGCGACUUCUCAGAAUUCGACAGCGAAAAACUUACCGAAAUCAUCCAAGCAGGUGGUUCACGAAGAACUGGCGGCAGAGUUAUAGCUGGCAACAGGAGGAGAGGACGGGACUGA
Molecule: messenger RNA, 2412 nt
Organism: Limanda limanda (common dab)
Lineage: Eukaryota; Metazoa; Chordata; Actinopteri; Pleuronectiformes; Pleuronectidae
Product: periostin-like
Exons: 22
Coding region: 22-2412 (796 amino acids)
Biological process (GO): extracellular matrix organization; cell adhesion
Cellular component (GO): extracellular matrix
Molecular function (GO): cell adhesion molecule binding
Source: RefSeq, a predicted model, not a curated record